Messenger RNA from Diachasma alloeum, 1030 nucleotides. RefSeq names its product ribosome biogenesis protein TSR3 homolog. Gene Ontology annotation, molecular function: rRNA small subunit aminocarboxypropyltransferase activity. Bases 114 to 908 code for a protein of 264 amino acids. NCBI's taxonomy places the organism in Eukaryota, Metazoa, Arthropoda, Insecta, Hymenoptera, Braconidae. The record is from RefSeq and is a predicted model, not a curated record. The transcript has 4 exons. Gene Ontology annotation, biological process: maturation of SSU-rRNA.
CGCAACUUGUUACGGUGUUGUUGCAUUCCUAUUGUUAACCUCAUUGCAACUGGUUGGUUGAAUAUUGACAUUACUGUCUAUUUUAUAAGAUUUAGUUUAUAAUCUUGAAAGAAAUGUCGACUAAGAAGAAGAGUAAAGGAAAAAUGCAUGAAAGGAGGAAGCGACAAGUCGUGGGAAAAGAAGAAAAGUAUCGGCAGCAGAGGGAUAUGUCUGACCAGGAUGAUGAGGUUGAAGAAGAGAAAGAGGAAUCGCCAUGUUCUUUUCCGGUUGCUAUGUGGGAUCUUGAGCAUUGCGAUCCGAAAAAAUGCUCUGGAAGAAAGUUAUCUCGACAUGGCCUCAUCAAAACUUUGAGGUUGAAUACGAGGUUUACGGGAUUAGUUCUAACACCUGUUGGGAAUAAGUGUGUUGCACCAACCGAUCGUGAAAUAGUGCAGGAACACGGUUGUGCUGUUGUCGACUGCAGUUGGGCAAAGCUCGAAGACACACCAUUCAGUAGAAUACGAAGUCCAAAUCCACGUCUCCUCCCAUUUCUUGUCGCGGCCAAUCCGAUAAAUUAUGGGAAGCCUUGCCAAUUAAGUUGUGUUGAAGCAAUAGCUGCUAUGAUGAUUAUAACUGGAUUUCCAGAUGAAGCAAAUUUUUAUCUAGGAAAAUUUUCCUGGGGUCACUCGUUUUUAGAAUUGAAUUCAGAUUUGCUCGCUGCUUACGCUGCAUGCUCCACUAGUGAGGAAAUUAUUCAAGCACAGGAAAAAUUUUUGGCAAAUGCAAGACAAGAAAGGGUUGAGAAGCAAGCCUUACCAGAUUUUCCACCAAGUGAAGAUAGUGAAAGUGAGAGCGAAGAAGAGAUCAACAAAAAUACAAGUAAAACUGAUACCGAUGACAAACCACUAGGAAUACCUCCAAUUACUUAGUGAUAGAAUUGAUAGAAAAAUUUUAUACGACAGAUUUUAUACGAAAACUUCGUCUAUUUAUCGCAUAAAAUAUUUGAGAUAGAGUUGUAGAUUAAAAAGUAAUUGCUAACUUUAUUACUGAA